UGUCAUCCUACCAAAACUUUGUCAUCCUAAACUUCGUAGUUAUCCUUUUUCCAAGACCGAUCUACUCUCACUUCAAUCACUCUAGUUUCUUCUUCCUUUUCUCAUCUUUUUCUCGGGGACUUUGCCUCUAGUUCCUCUGCUUUGCGCUACACGGCGGCCAAAAGGGAAGGGAAAAAGGGAAGAUGAUCAUCAAAAGUACAGCUGAUCUCGUGAAAGACGAGCUCCCAAUCGAGCAGGAAGCGAUGGUGAUUCCAGAGGACGGAGGAGCUGUCUCCGGUCUGGUACUUGUGGACAUCAUCAACGGAUUCUGCACUGUUGGAGCCGGGAAUUUGGCUCCAACGGAGCCGAAUACGCAGAUCACCGAAAUGAUUAAGGAAUCAGAGAGCAUGGCAAGGCUAUUCUGUGAGAAGAAGCUCCCUGUCAUGGUUUUCCUUGAUUCCCAUCACCCUGGAAAGCCUGAAAACCCAUACCCUCCUCACUGUCUUGUGGGCACCCCUGAAUCCAACUUGGUUCCCGCUUUAGAGUGGCUGGACAAGGAACCAAACGUGACAAUCAGAAGGAAGGACUGCUUCGAUGGGUUCUUGGGAUCAAUACAGGAAGAUGGGUCCAACGUUUUUGUCGACUGGGUUGCCAAGAAUGCCAUCACAAGUGUAAAAAUUAUCGAUCUUUCACCUCUCUAUGAAUAGAUAGAAUAGUAUCCACUAAUUGAAUCAGAUCGUUUGAGCCGUUAGUCUCAUUGCUGUUGCUAUUCACGAAUGAAAUGCUACACAGAUAGUGGUGGCUGGGGUGUGCACAGACAUAUGCGUGCUGGACUUCGUCUGCUCGACGCUAUCAGCCAGAAACCUGGGAUUUCUGAAACCUCUGGAAAAUAUAUAUUUGUCUAGUAAAUAAACCGUUUUUAUACUACUGUUACUUAGUUCUGCCACGUGAAAAGAAGAAAAAAUGUAUAAAUUAUUAAAAUUUCAAGCAAAUAACUGAAACAAAA
Molecule: messenger RNA, 985 nt
Organism: Linum tenue
Lineage: Eukaryota; Viridiplantae; Streptophyta; Magnoliopsida; Malpighiales; Linaceae
Source: the annotation of a GenBank genome assembly